Etheostoma cragini (Arkansas darter) is the source of this 2181-nucleotide messenger RNA. It is a transcript of the gene elf3, whose product is annotated as E74-like factor 3 (ets domain transcription factor, epithelial-specific). Gene Ontology annotation, molecular function: sequence-specific DNA binding; DNA-binding transcription factor activity, RNA polymerase II-specific. NCBI's taxonomy places the organism in Eukaryota, Metazoa, Chordata, Actinopteri, Perciformes, Percidae. The record is from RefSeq and is a predicted model, not a curated record. Gene Ontology annotation, cellular component: nucleus. Gene Ontology annotation, biological process: cell differentiation; regulation of transcription by RNA polymerase II. The transcript is spliced from 9 exons. The coding region runs from base 147 to 1274 and encodes 375 amino acids.
CAGCAGGUGCAUAUUUGCCGUGUAGACACAGCUCACACAGAGAACUGGCACUGACACUUGAAAAGUGGAAAUCAUACAAGGCUGCUGCUGAUUGUCCUGGAGCGUAACAACCCUCUGCAUCCUAUUGAGGCUCGCGCUGUAGUGCCAUGUCGUCCCCGUGCCUCAGCAGCAUCUUGACCAACGCCAACAUCACCAUGUAUCAGACUGGCAGCAGUGACGUCCCACCACAGCUGCCCAGCAUCAACACCCUGCAGAUCAGCAACGCAGCAUACAACGCCAACAUGAGCGGUCAGUGGUACAAGCAGAUCAGCCCUCACUUCUGGACGGCAGAAAACGUUCUGGACUGGAUCAGCGACCACGUGGAGAGCACCAAGUUUGAUGCGAGCACCCUAAGUCUGGCCUACUGCGCCAUAGACGGCCCUGCUCUGUGCCAGAUGAGCCGGGAACAGAUGAUUGGGGUCUUCGGCACGCAGCUUGGCCCACACCUCCAGCAGAGUCUGCAGGAACACAAGACCAAAUAUGAGCUGCAGAGCCUGUCGGGAUCGGAGCUGAACGAGACCUGCCAGCUCUUGGACAACUUCUUGGACAACCUAAACUUCCCUCUGCUCAGCACCAUUAGAAUUGGCCAAGGUGAAGGGUUUGUCAGCAAGAAGGAGUUUGACUGCAGGGAUGAUUAUGAUUAUAUUAGUCUGAGCCUGGAGCCCAUGACAUCUCUGGGGGACACUGAGUACCUGUCUGAUAACCAGUCUGACAGCGAGUGUAGCUCCUCCAACAGUGGCAUGUUUGACUUCUCACCCGAGUCUGGCAGUGGCGAAUCAGACCCGGAGUUCUCCUACCCUCUGAUUUCAAAGGCGAACGUCAAAACAGAGAAAGGAGAGUGUCGACUGAAGCGACCACGGGGACGACCUCCCAAAGUCAGCAGAGAGCACAGCAGCAGCAGCAUUUAUGGCAGUCCAAAGAAAAACAAACACGCUCCUCGUGGCACACACCUGUGGGAGUUCAUCAGGGACAUUCUGAUCCACCCAGAGAGGAACCAGGGUCUAAUGAAGUGGGAGGACCGCCGCGAGGGCGUAUUCAAGUUCCUCAAGUCCGAGGCUGUGGCGCAGAUGUGGGGCCAGAAGAAGAAGAACAGCAGCAUGACGUAUGAAAAACUCAGCCGGGCCAUGAGGUAUUACUAUAAACGAGAGAUCCUGGAGCGAGUUGACGGCCGGAGACUCGUAUACAAAUUUGGAAAGAACUCCAGCGGCUGGAAGACGGAGGAGACGGGCAUGUGAGACGCCAGUCACAGAGCGGGUAGAAACCAAAAAAUAGCCUUGCUGCCCCCACAGACACUUACUUCCUCUUGAAAGGAAGAUGUUGCAGAAAAUGUAAGCCAUUGUUUUUGGCUCUAGUAGGUUUUAUGAACCAAUAUUAAUGUAUUGUAUGUUUGAUUGCCACAGCAAAACUUUACUAAGUGCCCACUAACGUAAAUGGACAUAAUUUUGGAUGCUUGUGAGUUUUGUUAAGCACCUUCUUUAUUGUUGUAGUUUUUUCACAAAUGUACAGAAUUGACUUUGAUGUUUGUGUUUAAUUUACUUUAGUGAUGUAAUUAGCUCAUUGUCACCUGUCACUAAAGCGUUUUCUUUGGCAUACGGGCAGUAAAGACUUAAUUGUGGCACUGAGAAUGUUAUAUUUCUUGUUUCUACUUUCUUAUUACUGUCUUGUUAUUCACAAUGGGUACUAAUGUCAACAUGUAAAUGUAAAAUGAGUUGUGUAUCUGAAUGUAGGACCAAAUUUUGAAAUCUGGUCUUCUAAAGGUUAACUCAGAUUGAAGGACAAACCCAGAGCAGAGAAAACUAGGGUGAAAUAAAUUAAGUUAAUUCACAUUAAAACAGUAAUGAUAUGCACUACAUGUCUAUUGGUAUCACUUAUUAUAAAGUGUGUUUACACAGUGUAAAAAGUAGUUUUGGGAGUAACUAUGUCACUUGUCUUUUACAUGAUCGUCACCUGUAAAUAACUUUUUGUUUUAAUCAGUCAGAAAUCAGUUGCACGCUGUUUGUAUGAUCUCUUUUUUAAUAACAUGUUAAUGUGAUUAAUCCAUUUUGGAUUGAUAAAUGUAUGUGGAGUUUAUAUCAUACCACUAGUAAUAUCUUUUAAUUAAUGGCAUUGUUUUUCUAUUAAAAUAAUACAUUUUGACAUGUA